Messenger RNA from Drechmeria coniospora, 1965 nucleotides. RefSeq names its product translation initiation factor RLI1. The record is from RefSeq and is a predicted model, not a curated record. Gene Ontology annotation, molecular function: ATP hydrolysis activity; iron ion binding; ATP binding. Bases 1 to 1965 code for a protein of 654 amino acids. Gene Ontology annotation, biological process: translational termination; translational initiation; ribosomal subunit export from nucleus. The transcript is spliced from 5 exons. Lineage: Eukaryota; Fungi; Ascomycota; Sordariomycetes; Hypocreales; Ophiocordycipitaceae.
AUGUCGGACAAGCUUACGCGUAUCGCCAUUGUCAACAGCGACAAAUGUCGCCCUCGAAAGUGCCGUCAGGAGUGCAAAAAGUCUUGCCCCGUUGUUCGCAGCGGCAAGCUUUGCAUUGAAGUCGCGCCCGAGUCUCGGCUUGCCUUCAUUUCCGAAUCCCUCUGCAUCGGUUGUGGUAUCUGCCCGAAAAAAUGUCCCUUCGACGCAAUCACCAUCAUCAACUUGCCGACCAACCUCGAGAGCCAGGUGACGCACCGUUAUGGACCCAACAGCUUCAAGCUUCACCGCCUGCCGAUGCCUCGUCCGGGUCAGGUUCUCGGUCUUGUCGGAACGAACGGUAUCGGCAAGAGUACGGCUCUGAAAAUUCUUAGCGGCAAGCUGAAGCCCAACCUUGGUCGUCACGAUAACCCACCCGACUGGGAGGAUGUUAUUAAGUACUUCCGUGGCUCCGAACUACAGAACUACUUCACGAAGUUGCUCGAGGACGAUCUCAAAGCUGUGGUUAAGCCUCAGUACGUCGACCAGAUCCCUAAAGCUGUUCGUGGCCCGGAGAAGAGCGUUCGUGCUCUGAUCCAGAGCCGUGCCAGUCUUGGAAAUGCCGAAGAGGUUGCCGAAGUCCUCGAACUCAACCACAUCAUGGAUCGUGACAUCACCCUGCUCUCUGGCGGUGAGCUGCAGCGCUUCGCCAUCGGCACCGUCUGCGUUCAAAAGGCAGAUGUAUACAUGUUUGACGAACCUUCCUCGUACUUGGAUGUCAAGCAGCGACUGAGUGCCGCCAAAAUCAUCCGCUCCCUGCUCCGAGAUGAUGACUACGUCAUUGUCGUCGAGCACGAUUUGUCCGUCCUCGACUACCUCUCCGAUUAUAUCUGCGUCCUCUACGGUCAGCCUGCCAUUUACGGUGUCGUCACUAUGCCCCACUCCGUCCGAGAGGGUAUCAACAUCUUCCUCGACGGCCACAUACCGACCGAAAACUUGCGUUUCCGCGAUGAGUCUCUCACCUUCCGCAUCGCCGAGGCCGCAGACGACGUUGCCGUCGAUAGGACCCGUGCAUUCCAGUACCCAAAUAUGGAGAAGAAGCUUGGAAACUUCAGUCUGCGAAUCGACUCGGGCGACUUCACUGACUCGGAGAUUAUCGUCAUGAUGGGAGAGAACGGAACAGGAAAGACGACCUUCUGCCGCCUUUUGGCUGGCGCCCUCAAGCCUGACAGCAAAGGCUCCGUUCCCGAUAUGCGAAUCAGCAUGAAGCCACAGACGAUUACUCCCAAGUUUGAUGGCACUGUUCGCCAGCUCUUCUUCAAGAAGAUUAAGCAGGCGUUCCUGUCGCCGCAGUUCCAGACUGACGUCGUGAAGCCGCUCAAGCUGGACGAUUUCAUCGACCAGGAGGUCAAGAACUUGUCCGGUGGUGAAUUGCAGCGUGUUGCCAUUGUCCUGGCCCUGGGAAUGCCUGCCGACAUCUACCUCAUCGACGAGCCUUCAGCUUACCUCGACUCCGAACAGCGUAUCAUCGCUUCGCGUGUCAUCAAACGCUUCAUCAUGCACUCCAAGAAGACUGCCUUCGUUGUCGAACACGACUUCAUCAUGGCCACGUACCUGGCCGAUCGCGUCAUCGUGUUCGACGGCCAGCCCGGCAUCAAUGCUCAUGCGAACAAGCCCGAGUCGCUCCUGACCGGCUGCAACACCUUCUUGAAGAACCUGGAUGUGACUUUCCGUCGCGACCCUACCAACUAUCGACCUCGUAUCAACAAGGCAGGCUCUCAGCUCGAUCAAGAACAGAAGAUGAGCGGCAACUUCGACAGCAGAGCUCUUGAACAGGGCAAAUACGGGCAUCACAUUCCUCCCGCCUCCCACGAUGGAUCGGCAAGCGUCCAAUGUGUGACACAUGCGGACGCUUCUGACGCGAGGCACGGGCUCGGCCUAGCGUUCCACGAGGGUCACGCCGGCGAGGACGACGAUCCGGACGAGUAA